UGGGCUGGCGAGGUAGUUAUCGGUGCCACUGCCGUCGAGCAAUCUCUGCCAUCGGGCUCCUCGUUAUCUCUGUUGUUUUCGAAUCUUUCCGGGUGAGGUAGUCUCCCGCCUUUUUCUAUCCACUUCUGAGCUAGCCUUCAAUCAUCCGCAUUCUCUGUCUGGGAAGCAUGGCGGCGUGUUUAGGGUGUUAAGACUCCCUCCACGAUGGAACAGCCACAGCUGCGACCACCAGGGUUCGAAACCGAGAAGGUUGAUUCUCUCGCUCAUUCGUAUCCUCCGUCCCAUGACGCCAUACAAUCUCUUGCCGGCUGGACGCUUGAACAGAGCCGGAAUCCUGAGUCCAUGGCCCAAUUCCAACAGCUAUCAUCCAUGCCGAUGGGAUGGCUCCAGGGGGUGUCCGCGACGGCCCCAACCACGCUAGAUUCAACAACUGUGGCCGGUCAGCAAUACAUUCCACAGCUAGGAGACUGGCACCAAGUUUCGAGCUUCGGAUACAUCGGCGUCGUCGAGUCAGCCUGGUCUCGACCGAAUUCGGUGCCGUGGGACGCCGGCACACCGGUCACGGCCAACAACCGCCAGGUACCAGUUGAUGUGACCACCAUCCCACCGCCCAAUACCGCGGCUUACCCUCCUCAACAAGCCGAAGCCGAACCCCCCGUUGCCUUCUUGCCAACGCACUGGCAGAACGACGAUCUGGCCCGGCACCGGCCCUACCAGGUCCAGUCGACGAGCGGAUAUAACUUCGGUAGCGAGGGAAGAAGCGGGGACGAUGAGACAUGGGGUGGAAGGAAGCCGAGACAAUCGCCGAUCCUCACGAAGGACCUUUACGACGCCGAUCACCCGAGAAACCGGUUCACUCCCCUGCUGCUGAGAAGAGUCCCGACCUCGGACGUCAGCAGCCACACCACCUCCCCCCCACACAGCGCGACCGCCCUGAGCUUCAACGCUCCCGACGCCUCCUACCUCAGCGACACCACCACCACUAGCACCACCAUCAACCCCCCAAAACGAACCCGUCCUCGCCGACGAACCCCCCCAACCACACCAUCAGCAGGUAACCACCACCACCACGACCACGACCACCACAACCCAACCCCCCCCUUCCAUACCCAGACCCCAACCCAAAACCCCGCCCAAACCACCACCGCCCGCAACCGCAACCGCGCAGCGGCCUCGCGCUACCGGGCCAAGACGCAGGCGGCGUCGGCCCGGCUCGAGGCCGCCGCACGCGCCGCCGCGGCCCGCCACCGCGCCCUGCGCGCCCGCGCGGGCCGCCUGCGCGACGAGGUCGUCCGCCUCAAGCACGAGCUGCUGGCGCGGCAUGCGGGGUGUGAUUGUCUGCUGAUUAGGGGGUAUUUGGAGGGGGCGGCGAGGCGGGUUUGUGGGGGGUUGUGAUUUUAUUUCCAUCAUCCAUGUUAGGUAGGGGGUUUGGGGGG
This is a messenger RNA of Chaetomium fimeti, 1436 nucleotides long. RefSeq lists its product as uncharacterized. Lineage: Eukaryota; Fungi; Ascomycota; Sordariomycetes; Sordariales; Chaetomiaceae. The transcript has a single exon. The coding region runs from base 205 to 1395 and encodes 396 amino acids. The record is from RefSeq and is a predicted model, not a curated record. Gene Ontology annotation, biological process: regulation of DNA-templated transcription. Gene Ontology annotation, molecular function: DNA-binding transcription factor activity.